Molecule: messenger RNA, 309 nt
Organism: Phaeodactylum tricornutum CCAP 1055/1
Lineage: Eukaryota; Bacillariophyta; Bacillariophyceae; Surirellales; Neidiaceae
Exons: 1
Source: RefSeq, a predicted model, not a curated record
CGGGUCGAACCCAAGAGCUACUUUGCCAAUGAGCGUACAUUCAUUCAAUGGAUUAGUGCUGCUCUGUUACAGGUGACAGUUGCCGUCAUCCUUCUCGAGUAUGCCUCUCACCACCCCGAAUAUCCGUUGGUUUCGGUAGGCCUUCUGCUAUGUGGAGCUGCCGGUAUCGUGCUCACGUACGCGCUCUUCAACUACCAUCGACGUGUCAAGCUGCUGAACACUGGAAGUCCAUACGGUUACAUCGACUACAUGGGUCCUACGUUUCUCGCUCUAACGAUUGUGGUUGGCAUCGUUGUGAUCACGGUCAUU